Molecule: messenger RNA, 2730 nt
Organism: Plasmodium gallinaceum
Lineage: Eukaryota; Apicomplexa; Aconoidasida; Haemosporida; Plasmodiidae
Product: aconitase, putative
Exons: 1
Coding region: 1-2730 (909 amino acids)
Biological process (GO): citrate metabolic process; tricarboxylic acid cycle
Cellular component (GO): mitochondrion; cytosol
Molecular function (GO): aconitate hydratase activity; 4 iron, 4 sulfur cluster binding
Source: RefSeq, a predicted model, not a curated record
AUGAAGAAUAUUAACAUUAAUUUAAAGAAUUAUGUAAGAAAAUAUUGUAGCAAAACAAAUCCUUUUGAUAAAACAUAUAAAAAAUUAAACAAAACUGGAUAUUUUUAUUAUGAUUUAAAUGAGUUAAAUGAUAGUAGAAUAAAAAAUUUACCAUAUUCCAUUAGGAUAUUACUAGAAUCCGCUGUGCGAAAUUGUGAUAAUUUAAAGGUAACAGAAUCAAAUAUAGAAACAAUAUUAUCAUGGAAGGACAACUGCAAGAAAAAAAAGGAAAUUCCGUUUAUGCCUGCAAGGGUUUUAUUACAAGACUUUACAGGUGUACCAUGUUUAGUUGAUUUGGCAACUAUGAGAGAUACAGCUGAAUUAUUAGGUGGGGAUGCAGAUAGUAUAAAUCCUUUAAUACCUGUAGAUUUAGUUAUUGAUCAUUCAGUCCAAGUAGAUUAUAGUAGAAGUCAUAAGGCUUUAGAAUUAAACGAAAAAAAAGAAUUUGAAAGGAAUUUAGAAAGAUUUAAAUUUCUCAAAUGGGGUAUGAAUUCAUUUCAAAAUGUAUUAAUAUUACCACCUGGAUCAGGUAUAGUCCAUCAAAUAAAUUUGGAAUACUUGGCUCAUUGUGUAUUUAAAAAAAACAAUUUAUUAUAUCCAGAUAGUCUUGUGGGAACAGAUUCUCAUACUACUAUGAUCAAUGGAUUGGGAAUAUUAGGAUGGGGAGUAGGAGGAAUAGAAGCAGAAGCAACAAUGUUAGGAUUGCCUAUUUCUAUGACUCUUCCAGAAGUUGUAGGAAUAAAUGUUGUUGGAAAGUUAUCUAAUUAUUUAUUAAGUACAGAUAUAGUUUUAUAUAUUACUUCAUUUUUAAGAAAAGAAGUUGGUGUUGUUAAUAAAUAUGUAGAAUUUUUUGGUCCUAGUUUAAAAAGUUUAAAAUUAGCAGAUAGAGCAACUAUUGCAAAUAUGGCUCCUGAAUAUGGUGCUACAGUUGGAUUUUUUGGAGUUGAUGAUGCAACUUUAGAAUAUCUUGUACAAACAGGUAGAGAUAAAGAGAAAGUAAACUUAAUACGUGAAUAUUUAAUGGCUAACAGUUUAUUCAACAAUUAUUCAGAUAAUAUUGAAUACACAGAAGUAUACACUUUAGAUUUGUCAAAACUAAGUUUAUCUUUAUCUGGUCCCAAGAGACCUCAUGAUAAUGUCCUAUUGUCUAAUUUACACAAAGAUUUUACUAUGUGUUUAGAAUCUCCAAUUGGUUUUAAGGGAUAUAAUGUUCCAAAAGAAGAAAGAAGUAAAGAAAUUUCUUUUCAAUACAAUGAUAAAACUUACACUUUAACCCAUGGUAGUGUAGUUUUGGCUGCCAUUACAUCUUGUACUAAUACUAGUAAUUCUUCUUCCAUGAUAGCUGCUGGAUUGUUAGCAAAAAAAGCAGUAGAAAUGGGAUUAAAAAGCUUACCAUACAUUAAAAGUUCCUUAUCUCCAGGAUCUAAAAUUGUUCAAAAAUACCUGGAAGCUGGAGGACUUUUAAAUUAUUUGGAGCAAUUAGGAUUUUAUAAUGUUGGUUAUGGAUGUAUGACUUGCAUUGGAAAUAGUGGAAACUUAGAUAAAGAAGUAGAAGAUGUUAUUAAUGAGCAUGAUUUAAUUGUUUCAUCUGUUUUAUCAGGAAACAGAAACUUUGAAGGACGUGUUCAUCCUUUAGUAAAAGCAAAUUAUUUGGCUUCUCCAGUCUUAGUAGUAUUGUUUAGUAUUAUAGGUAAUGUUAAUGUUGAUUUAAGUAACUAUACAUUUAAAUAUAAUGGAAAAACUAUUAAUGCUUUAGAUUUGAUUCCAAAAAAAGAUGAAAUAAAUGAAUAUGAAAGAAAAUAUUUAAAAGCUAAAAUGUAUACUGAUAUAUAUGAAAAUAUAAAAUAUGUAAACAAAUAUUGGAAUGAUAUAAAAAUAAAGAAAGAUAAGUUAUAUGAAUGGGAUGUAAAUUCCACUUAUAUACACAAACCACCAUUUUUUGAAAAUAUGAAAUUGGAGCCAGAAAAAGUUAAAGAUAUUAAAGAUGCACAUGUUUUAUUAUUUCUCGGUGACAGUAUAACUACAGAUCAUAUAUCACCAGCUGGUAUGAUACAUAAAACAUCAGAAGCUUACAAAUUUUUGAAAACAAAGGGAAUAAAAGAUGAAGAUUUAAAUACCUAUGGAUCUAGAAGAGGUAAUGAUGAAGUUAUGAUUAGAGGAACGUUUGCAAAUAUUAGAUUAAUAAAUAAAUUAUGUCCAGAUAAAGGACCAAAUACUAUACAUAUACCAACAAAUGAAUUAAUGUCAGUAUAUAAGGCAGCUAUGAAAUAUAAAGAAGAUAAUGUUGACGUUAUUAUUGUUGCUGGAAAAGAGUAUGGAUGCGGAAGUUCAAGAGAUUGGGCAGCUAAAGGUUCUUAUUUAUUAGGAGUAAAAGCUAUAUUAGCAGAAUCCUUUGAAAGAAUUCAUCGAAGUAAUUUAAUAGGUAUGAGUGUUUUACCUUUACAAUUUUUAAAUAAUGAAAAUGCUAAUUAUUAUAAUAUGGAUGGUACAGAAACCUUUACCAUUUUAUUGAAUGAAGGGAACUUAAAACCACAACAAAAUAUAACAGUUCAAAUGAAUCAGAAAGGAAAAAUUAUUACUUUUGAGGUUUUAUGUAGAAUUGAUACAGAAAUUGAGGUAAAAUAUUUUAAAAAUGGUGGAAUAUUAAAGUAUGUUUUAAGAUCAUUAGUAAAUGAAAAAAAAAAAAUUUGA